AUGAGGGUUUGGCGGGUCCACUUGGGGUUCUGCCUCUGGGCCAGCAGCUCCCGAACUCCAACUCCGAACCCCUCUGACCCUUGCUCCGGUCACCAGCUGCCCCUCCCGCCCAGCAUCUCACCCCUGCCCGACCCCAGCUCGGGCGCUCCCUCCGGCAGAGGCCCCUGGGCCCUGCUGUGCGGGGCUCCAGGUUCCAGGCUCCAGCAUUCGGGCUGCAACUGGGUGGCACUGGCAUCUCCUCCCCCAGCAGUGCGGGCGCCCCAUCCGAUCCGCAGAGGCCCCGAGGGCGCUGCAGCCCCGUCCCCAGACACCCCGCGACGGGCCCGGGCCACGGUCACGUCGACCCCAUCUCCUUCCCAUACCCCCGCGCGUCCCAGGUUCGGACCCCGGAUCCCCCGCGCCCCCAGCCGUGUGGGCCCGGCCAGGUCGCCAGGCUCUCACCCGAGCGAGAAGGAAUUGAUGGCGGGCGAGGAAGCGGGGCCCGGGGGCCACAGAAGGCAGGCGGGGGGCGCGGGACGGGUCGGUCCGGUCGGGGAUGUCCCUGCCUGUCUGCCCAGGAGCCGGACCCGCGGCCCCGAGAGCUCAGGACGCAGCGGCUUGGUCUGCUCGCUCGGUCUCGGGGAGCCGCGCGUGUCCGGGCCAAACGCGUCCUCAGCCCCCGGGCCCCCCAACCUCCUGCAUCGCGUCCCCGGGGCCCCGUCCCCAGGCCUCGCGCCCCCCGUGACGCGUUUCCAGACCCUGCAGCCCCCGCCGCGCGUUCAGCGGUCCCAUCCCCUGUUCCCAGGCCCCGCGCCCGAGUUCCACGUCUCCAGACCCAGAGCCCCUAAUUUCGUGUCUCCAGGGCCCGCGCCCAAUUCCAUAGCUCCAGGCCCUGAGCCCCCAAUUUCCCCCAAUUUCCCGAGGCCUCGUGCCCUCGUUCCAUAUCUCCAGGCCCCGCGCCCCAAUUUCACGUCCCCAGACCCGGCGUCCCGAAUUCUCCAUCUCCAGGCUCCGCGCCCCACGCCCCACGUUCGGCGCUCCUCGUUCCUUGUUCCCAGGCCCCGCGCCCCCAAUCCCGCCUUUCCAGACCCUGCACCCCGAUUCUGCGUGUCCAGGCCGCGUCCCCGUUCCACACCUCCAAGUCCCGCGCCCCAAUUUCACGUCCCCAGGCCCCGCGCGUCCCGAAUUGCACACCUCCAGACCCCGCGCUCCCCACCCCGUCUCUCCAGGCCCCGCGCCCCAAAUCCCGCGUCCCCAGGCCUCGUGUCCCCCCCAUCCCGCAUCUCCAGACCCCGCGUUCCCGGCCCCCCGCGCUCCUCCGUCCUCCUUGCCCGCGCCCCUCUCACCUCGCUCAGGCUGGCCGCGGCCGGGGCGCACGGGGACCCGCUGGGCGCUCAGGGCGCCCGCCCGGCCGAGCCGCCCCUGGGCCCGCGGGUGGCGCUCGCCGGGGCCGGGGCGCGCGCUCCCCGGUCCCCGCGCAUCCCAGGCGCUCCGGGGCGCGGGCCCAAUCAGCGCGCGGCGCUCCGGGCGGGUGACGUCACCGGGCCGGGCUGCGGGAGCCGCCGAGGGGCCCCCGGUCCCCGCCCUCGCCCGGCCCGCGCCCCGCGCCGCCGGGCCCGGGACCCCCUUGUGCGGGAAGCCCUCCGGCGCGCGCGCCCGGAGCGCCCGGGCGAGGGAUCGCGCGGCUCGUGUCCCGCCCCGCGGGGGGGAGGCUGGGGCUGGAACAAAGGGCCCCCGCGCCCCGGGCCCUGGGCGCCCGCCUUUGUGCGUGGGGUCCCGGGGAGGCUCUCCGGGAGCCCCGGGCGGAGACCCCGCGCCCGAAACCCGCUCGGUAGCUCCGCCCCUGAGGGCCGCGCGUGGGCAGGGGGUGUAGACGCGGGGUCCCCGGUGCCGACGGUGUGGACGCGGGCAACCGGCGCCCGAGCGAAACCCGGUGAUGCGGGACCGAAGCGCGACGCGGCCCCAAGCGCCUGGUGGUGUCCUACGCGCGUGUCCAGCCAGGGCCGCGAAGUGGGGGCGCCCGGGGUUCGUGGCACGGCUUUUGGGGCGCGGCUCUCUCCCGGCAGCGCUCGGCGGUUGCUGCUUGGGGACGCGGUGGGCUGCCGCCGUGACCCGAACCCGGGCAGCCGGUUCCGGGCGAGCGCCUUCCCCGCCGUGGUCCCUCGUUCCGGGCCCCCGGACGCGCUUUCUGCGGGUGUCCCCGACCCGGGCGCGCCGAGGAGGAGAAUCCGGACAGAGGGACAGGCCACUCGCCCCAAGGCUGCGGAGAGGGUGAGGCGGGUCCCCUCCGGCCGGGUUCGGGGGGUCAGGACCCCCGAGCUGGACCCCGCGCCCCCUUCCAGACCCGCCUUUGCGCCUUUGCGCGUCGCGCGCUGCUCGCGCUCCUCCUAG
Suncus etruscus (white-toothed pygmy shrew) is the source of this 2370-nucleotide messenger RNA. Its product is annotated as basic proline-rich protein-like. NCBI's taxonomy places the organism in Eukaryota, Metazoa, Chordata, Mammalia, Eulipotyphla, Soricidae. The record is from RefSeq and is a predicted model, not a curated record. The coding region runs from base 1 to 2370 and encodes 789 amino acids. The transcript has 2 exons.